AUGGAGGAAGAAAAGACGAACUUGAGAUUGGACGUAGACGUUCAGAAGCUUGAAACUGAGACAUUAAGGAAAGAGAAAAAUAAGGCUGAGGAGGAGUUGGGUAGUCUGAAGACGGAUUAUAAAAAGUUGCGAUCUCUUCGUCAGUAUCGAAAUCGAAAUUCCGCAAUAGAGUUGAAAGCAAGCUUGAGCAAGAUUGAAGAAAUGAAGCAAAGAAUCGAAGAGCUAGAAACGACGUUGCAAAAUUGUGGAAACCGGAUCAAGCACUUGGAAGUAAAUGAAAAUCGUAAUAAGGAACAGCUACACUACUUUCAGAACCAAGUUAGGAGCAGAGAUCAUAUUAUGGAGGAAGCUGUGGUCCAGAUCUGA
This is a messenger RNA of Gossypium raimondii (Peruvian cotton), 366 nucleotides long. RefSeq lists its product as uncharacterized. NCBI's taxonomy places the organism in Eukaryota, Viridiplantae, Streptophyta, Magnoliopsida, Malvales, Malvaceae. The record is from RefSeq and is a predicted model, not a curated record. Bases 1 to 366 code for a protein of 121 amino acids. The transcript has 2 exons.